This is a messenger RNA of Porites lobata, 432 nucleotides long. NCBI's taxonomy places the organism in Eukaryota, Metazoa, Cnidaria, Anthozoa, Scleractinia, Poritidae. The record is from the annotation of a GenBank genome assembly.
AAAAAAUCACGGCAUGAAGAAGAGCUAAACUCCAUCCAGGAGAAGAUAGAAAGCUCCACAAACUCUAUCAGUCUGCUUAACAACCACCUAGAGAAGGGCUCAUGCCCUAAGACUUUAAGGUACAAUGCGAGGGCGAAUAUCACGCCCGACGAGGACUUUAAGAAAGACAUAAACUCCAUCAGAAAGAAAGCCGAACAGGCCCUUGUAGGGGCCCUCGUUAAAUUUCACUACAGGCGCGUAGAUAGACUUAAGAAUAAGUACAGAAAGAUCGAACAAGCUCAGUCUCGCAGAAGUUAUCAAGAAACCAACCAGUCUUCCCGCAAAGCGCCGGCUAGGAAUAGAAAUACGAGCAAAGAUAAGAACGAAAACGAGCUAGCCGAAGUGUUGAAAGCUAAGAUUAGAGAGGUCGAUACAUUGCUGGAACAAAUGAGA